AUGUUGACAUUGAAUGUUUUGACUGCACUGUUGGCACCAGGUGUGCUUUCAUCUGCUUUGCCUGCUCGCGAUCUUAAUGCACGUGCCGAGUCUGAUUCUUCUGCUCUUCAAUCCAUCCUGAACAACAUUGGCGCCGGUGGGUCUGCUGCAUCUGGAGCAUCUGCCGGCAUUGUGGUAGCAUCCCCAUCCAAAUCGGACCCCAAUUACUUUUAUACCUGGACUCGUGAUGCAGCCUUGACAUUCAAGGUCUUGAUUGAUGAGUUUAUUGCCGGAGACAGCUCGCUGGAAUCUACCAUCCAGGAUUACAUCUCUGCUCAAGCGAAGCUGCAGACCGUGUCUAACCCAUCUGGUGACUUAUCUGAUGGAUCAGGACUUGCAGAGCCCAAGUAUAACGUGGACGAGACUGCCUUCACAGGUGCUUGGGGUCGUCCUCAGCGUGAUGGACCCGCUCUUCGAGCGACAGCGCUGAUUGCCUAUGGCAACCAUUUGAUUUCGAACGAAAAGGAGUCCGUCGUCAAGUCGAACAUUUGGCCCAUCGUGCAAAAUGAUCUAAGCUAUGUUGCGCAAUACUGGAACCAAACCGGAUUCGAUUUGUGGGAGGAGGUUCAAGGCUCCUCAUUCUUCACUAUUGCCGCACAGCACCGCGCGUUGGUGGAGGGCAGUGCAUUUGCCAAGGCGCUGGGGGAGUCCUGCGAUGGAUGUGAUUCCCAGGCACCUCAGGUCCUGUGCUUCCUACAGUCCUUCUGGAAUGGCAAGGCUGUCGUUUCCAACCUGGCCAACAAUGGCCGAACCGGUCUUGAUGCAAACUCCGUCCUUGCUUCGAUUGCAAACUUCGACCCUAAGGGUACCUGCGAUGACGUAACCUUCCAGCCUUGCUCUGCUCGUGCCCUAUCAAAUCACAAGCUAUACGUCGACUCGUUCCGUUCGAUCUAUAACGUGAACAGCGGCAAGGAAGCUGGAACUGCCGUUGCUGUUGGACGUUAUGCCGAAGACACUUACCAGGGCGGCAACCCAUGGUAUCUGACAACACUGGCGGCGGCCGAGCAGUUGUAUGACGCUCUCUACCAGUGGAAGCAACAAGGGUCGCUGGCCAUCACCGAGACCAGUCUUCCAUUCUUCAAGGAUCUAGUUUCGUCUGCUGCCGUCGGAGAAUAUCCCAGCUCUUCGGACACUUACUCGUCCGUCACUACCGCGGUCAAGAAAUAUGCCGAUGGAUUUGUGGCUGUCGUUAAUCAGUACACGCCCAGCGGUGGAGCUCUGGCCGAACAAUUCGAUCGGGGCGACGGCAAGCCGACCUCUGCUAGUGACUUGACCUGGUCUUACGCGGCGUUCCUGUCUGCUGCUCGGCGCGAGGCUGGUACAGUGCCCGCUAGCUGGGGCGCGUCGAGUGCCAAUAAGGUGCCCUCGCAGUGUGAGGGAAGCUCGGCCAAGGGAAGUUACACGACACCAUCAGUUGGCUCGUGGUAA
Messenger RNA from Penicillium samsonianum, 1467 nucleotides. RefSeq names its product glycoside hydrolase family 15 protein. Gene Ontology annotation, cellular component: fungal-type vacuole. The transcript is spliced from 3 exons. NCBI's taxonomy places the organism in Eukaryota, Fungi, Ascomycota, Eurotiomycetes, Eurotiales, Aspergillaceae. The record is from RefSeq and is a predicted model, not a curated record. Gene Ontology annotation, biological process: polysaccharide metabolic process. Gene Ontology annotation, molecular function: glucan 1,4-alpha-glucosidase activity. Bases 1 to 1467 code for a protein of 488 amino acids.